UGAGGGCCACCCAGGAAAUUUUUUUCACUCUGUGGACAUGGGCAGCAAUGGUGGGCAGACUGGCACCCACACCUAUCAAUCACUCACUGAAGAUGCCCUCUUUGGCUCUGUGGUUCUACCCAGAAGAUCCACGGGCCGACUGGUUAUGCACAGCCUGGCCAUGUUUGGCAGAGAGUUUUGCUAUGCAGUGGAGGCAGCGUAUGUGAUCCCAGUGCUGCUCAGAGUCGGCCUGCCCAAGAGUCUGUACAGCAUGGUGUGGCUCCUUAGUCCCAUCCUAGGAUUCCUGCUGCAACCUGUGGUGGGGUCAGCCAGUGACCAUUGCCAGUCCAGAUGGGGUCGCCGGAGACCCUACAUUCUCACUCUUUGCAUCAUGAUGCUCUUGGGCAUGGCUCUUUACCUCAAUGGAGAUGCUAUUAUAUCAGCUUUGACUGUUAACCCAAGGAGGAAGCUGGUUUGGGCCAUAAGCAUCACCAUGAUAGGUGUGGUUCUCUUUGAUUUUGCUGCUGACUUCAUUGAUGGACCCAUCAAAGCCUACUUAUUUGAUGUCUGCUGCCAUCAAGACAAGGAGAGGGGCCUUCACUGCCAUGCCCUUUUCACAGGUGUUGGCGGUGCCCUGGGUUACCUCUUGGGUGCCAUAGACUGGGGCCAUCUGGAACUGGGAAGAGUCCUGGGCACAGAAUUUCAGGUCAUGUUCUUACUCUCUGCCUUGAUUCUCAUUUUGUGUUUUAUCAUUCAUCUGUGCAGUAUACCUGAAGUCCCACUUAGAGAUGUUGCAAAAGACAUUCCCCCACAGCAGGCCCCUCAAGACCCCUCAUUGUCAUCACAUGGAAUGUAUGAGUAUGGUUCUAUCGAGAAAGAUAAAAAUGGUUAUGUAAAUCCAGAGCUGGCAAUGCAGGGAGGAAAAAACAAAAGUCCAGCUGAACAGGCACAGAGGGUAAUGACCAUAAAGUCACUCCGGAGCGCACUGGUGAGCAUGCCUCUCCACUACCGCUGCCUUUGUAUCAGCCACCUUAUUGGAUGGACUGCCUUCCUGUCCAACAUGCUCUUCUUCACAGAUUUCAUGGGCCAGAUUGUGUACAGUGGGGAUCCCUACAGUGCACGCAACUCCACAGAGUUUCUCACCUAUGAAAGAGGGGUCGAGGUUGGAUGUUGGGGCUUAUGCAUCAACUCUGUGUCUUCUUCACUUUAUUCUUACUUUCAGAAGGCUUUGGUGCCCUGCAUUGGCUUAAAGCGGCUUUACUUCAUGGGAUACUUGCUGUUUGGUUUAGGGACGGGAUUUAUAGGUCUUUUCCCAAAUGUCUACUCCACCCUGGUCCUGUGCACCUUGUUUGGUGUAAUGUCCAGUACCCUGUACACCAUCCCCUUUAACCUCAUGGCUGAGUACCACCGUGAGGAGGAGAAGGAGAGGCGGCAGGCCCCGGGAUGGAGUGCGGGCAGCAGCGUCACUGAACGUGGAAAGGGCAUGGACUGCGCCACACUCACCUGCAUGGUGCAGCUGGCCCAGAUUCUGGUUGGAGGUGGUCUGGGCUUUCUGGUCAAUGCAGCUGGGAGUGUUGUUGUGGUGGUGAUCACAGCCUCUACGGUGGCAUUAAUUGGCUGUUGCUUUGUGGCUCUCUUUGUUAGAUAUGUGGGUUAAGUCAAUAAAGAGACAAUAAUCCUAACC
Molecule: messenger RNA, 1663 nt
Organism: Fukomys damarensis (Damara mole-rat)
Lineage: Eukaryota; Metazoa; Chordata; Mammalia; Rodentia; Bathyergidae
Gene: Slc45a2
Product: solute carrier family 45 member 2
Exons: 7
Coding region: 38-1636 (532 amino acids)
Biological process (GO): transmembrane transport
Cellular component (GO): membrane
Molecular function (GO): sucrose:proton symporter activity
Source: RefSeq, a predicted model, not a curated record